UUUAAAACAAAAGUAUUAAAUUUAACCAAUCAUUUCUACUGUAUUUUUGCCUACAGAAUUGGAACAGUGUCAGUGUAAUUGGAAAUACAAAGGGGAAUUUUUAUAGCAUUUUACAAUGAAUAUUUGGUAAAAACAGUUUACUGCAUUUUAAGCUAUUGGUUGUGGAAUAUCUCAGGCAGACAGACAGACAGACAGACAUAGAUAAUGAGUCUACUAAUGACCAUGGCAGUAUCAAAUAGAAGCAGAAAUUUCAACAGUACUUCAGCUUUAACAGUGGAUGACACACAAAGUCUGGCAAAAUUUUAUGAAAAAAAUGAGGAGCACAGAGAUGUUGAAAGUGAGUAUGAAGGUCGUGAAUCUCUAAACAGAAAAAUACAUUUUCAUGUUGGUAACAUCACUGACUUUAGUGUUGAUGCCAUUGUUUGUUCUGUACAAACUCUUCUCACCAGUAAACCUUGCGGCAUGCACAAGAUGGUUACAAGCAGAGCAGGUCACGUGUAUGAGGAAAUGUGUGCAGAGGUUGGAUACUGUAAGGCUGGAGACGCUUUCAUCACAAAUGGUUAUGGUCUGGAGGCAAGAAACAUAAUCCAUACUGCCAGCCCUUCCCCUGAUACAUCACUGAGUUAUGAGGAGAGAAAAUGUUGUCUCAAGAAGAGUUAUCUUUCUUGUCUGGAAAUUGUAAAACAGUCACAGCAGAUCAGAACACUGGCCUUCCCAUGUCUUGGAUCAGGAGGGGGAGGGAUACAGCUACCCGACGCUAUAACAACUGCAGUAACAACUAUCAGACAAUGGCUCGAGACUGAAGACAAUCUUACACAGGUUGAAAGUAUAAUACUAGUUAUGUAUGAUGAAAAUCAAUGGAAUGAUUACAGAAAAGAACUCUUCAAGACAUUUCCAUAUGGGAAAGAUAUAGCGGGUAUUGACAUGGAGACACUUGUUAGUGCGGACAGAACAACAAUCCUGGGGUUCGUACCUCAGACUGCUAUAUCAACCAACAUACUUUGCUACCAGUACAACAACUCUGCGGUACAACAAGUUGGCAAACAUUUACACAGCAUUGUGAACUGGCUUCAAAGAAAGCUGGGAACCAGAUCAGAACCAGCUGUGCGAUACAGGAACUGUGGAACAUUUUUAAUAAAUGAAGUACAUAAACAUAGGGUAGUGGUUUAUCAUGGUGUGGAAAGUUGUACAUUAGAAAUACAAAUCAUAUCUUACAGUGAUAAUCCAGGCAACUUUCAAGUGAAAAUCUGCGAAGAUGUGCAAUCAUUAAUUGACAGUUAUUUAAUAACAAAUCUAGAAAACGUGACAAAAUAUAAAACUUAUAUAAGGUGUGAUAAUACCAGUUGGGGUGAUACAAAUGGCAUGACAGGUAUAAAGAAACUAAAACGUAAAAUGUCUGGGACCACUACAAUACAAUGUAGACACAGGAAAUCGGGAAUCAAUAUGACACAUUCAAUUAAUUUAAAUGAAAUGACAAAGUUUUGGAUAUAUGAAGAUCAGAGUGUUCUUCAUCGAGAACCAGGCGAGCACAAUGAAUGUGCUGAUGAAUCAGAAGACUCAAUAUCCUGGCCGUCACUGGUGUCAAUAUCUAGUUCAGAAAGUGGCGGGAAAUCAGAACAGAAACUUGACAAUAUUAUAAUGGAGACAGGACCGUCUGCUCGUAUUCCUGUGGAGCAUUUGGAUGAAAUUCCGAACACUUUCAGUAAAGUUAAAGACUUUGUGAAGGGUAAAUUUCAGCUUUUUACAAAGUCGAACAAGGAUACCACUGACACUGUGUCUGAAACUGAAAUAAACAGUCCUUCAUCAAAUUAUCAACCAAUAAAUGAUUCCCUGCUUCUAUCUGAAUGUAAGCAGCUUACUAAAGGGAGGGAAUUGGGAGAAAACACAAAUAUAUACUCCCGCCAUCAUAGCACCGAUUCUCUACAAGCAUGGGAACCAGGGGGUCAUGACGUGCCAGAAUACCAGAGCCACAAGCAAACAUCAAGGAGUGGACAAAAUGGUAGUUCAUCAAAGGGAUGUGGAAAUAAUAGUCAAACAUCAGUUGCAAGUGGGAAAAGUAAGCAAACAGAAAGCAGAAGGAACAGUCAAUCAUCAACAGGAAAUGGACAAAACAGAACAUCUCAAGGCAGUAAUUACAGUGGUGACUGUGAAAUAGGACAAUCAACACACGAAGGAUGCACAAGUUCAUUAACUGGUGAAUUGAAUGUUGACUCUUUAUGUCGUUGUGGUGCAAGCAGAUAUGGAUACAAGACAGGACCUCAGAGCAAUAAUUAUUGUUCAAGUGAAAAGACAAGUUUAGAUGAUAAAACACUACUAAAUAUUGCAAGAAUGAUUGGAAACAGAGAAACACAGCUUGGAUUAGAAUUAGGACUGGCUUAUGAAUCUAUACAAAGGAUAAAAUCAGACAACUUUGGUGAUGCCAUAAUGCAAGCUUUCAAUAUUUUACGAGAAUGGAAAAUCAAGCAGCGUGGUAAAGGUUCUGUAGAGACAUUGUUAGAUGCAAUGACAAACUGUAGCAUAGACACAACCUCUUUAACAACUUUCAGAUAGCAAAAUGCUUCACCAAUUUAAAAUAAUCCUUACAGAAUAAAGAUGUAACUUCUUUUUACAGAAAUAUAGGGUAAUGUCAUGGAAUGGAUUGAAACUUCAAACACUUGUUCAUUGAGAAGACUGGACAUGAACUGCAUAAGUUCUAUAAUUCUGUUUUGUUUUUUCACAAAGUUAUGCUCCUUUUUGGAUGUGGCAAUUAAUGAUUAAGUUUUAAUAUGUAAACUAGUAUCUCAGUAACCACUACUGGGAAUAGAUUCAAACUUCACACUUAUUUUCUGUAAUAAUCUGGCAUGCAGUAUACAGAUCCAUAACUUUAUUUUUCACUAAGUUACCAGUAUGCCCCAUUUUCAACUUUCAGUAUUAAUUCAUUUAACUUUUCCCAUGACAAGGUUUUUGAAUAGUUGAAAUUUGCUGUUCACAGACAGCUCUUGUUUGCAACUGUACAUUUUUUAUUCCAUACCUCAUGUUUUUAUUUCGAUGUAAAUGAGAUGUGGAACCAAAAUUUGUAGUCCUGUUUGCGCCAUAUAACCUAUACCGUGUUGGUGCGCCGUAAAACCCAAAUAAACAAAUAAAUGCAAUUGUACAUGGCAUAUCACAUCACUGGUAUAAAUUCAUUUUACAGGAUCUACAAGUUGUAUGGUUCUUGCCCUCUGCCUCCAGUUGAUAUCUAUCCGUGUUCCAAGUUGUGGUUAUAUUUUCUGGUGUUUUGGGACCAUGGAGUCCAUUCAGUUUUACUAUAAUUGAAUUCUCCUGAAUUUAUUUUACCAGAUUUAUAUAGCACCAUUUUCAUGUUAAAAGGGGAUUUACAUAGCGCAAAGGCAGCCACGCAUGAACAGAUUGUCAAACGAGUCUGCUAUUACUUUGCUUGGUUGUGUUCUGUGCUUCCAAGGAUCUACUCAUUUUAUCAUUAAGGUUUAGGCAACAGAACAAGCUGGAUAGUUAUAUGGCUACAAUUGUUCUUUUCAGCUGCAUGAAAGAAAUGAAAUAAAUAGAAUUACUGUUA
Molecule: messenger RNA, 3553 nt
Organism: Mercenaria mercenaria
Lineage: Eukaryota; Metazoa; Mollusca; Bivalvia; Venerida; Veneridae
Exons: 10
Coding region: 205-2550 (781 amino acids)
Biological process (GO): signal transduction; purine nucleoside metabolic process; peptidyl-glutamate ADP-deribosylation
Cellular component (GO): nucleoplasm
Molecular function (GO): ADP-ribosylglutamate-[protein] hydrolase activity; protein binding
Source: RefSeq, a predicted model, not a curated record